AUGGAUACUACAGAGGAUAGAAAACUGAAUUUAAAAAACUUGUUAAACAUGUCAGCCACAUUUAACAGCGUAGACAUCGUGAGACUUGCGGUGCGGCACAUGUUCAUGGGGCACAUCAAGAGCCAGCCCAGUGUGAGGAACACCUUCUUCAAGAAACACAUCCUACCUGGAGCCACUGACAGGUGCCGGUGCGUCAACUAUUCCAACAUCAUCCUGACACGGGAAGUAGAGGGCUUCAGAGAAUUUGAUUUUGACAAAUUUGCAGUCUUGUACGUGUGCCAGGUUAUUUGUCAUCUGAAGAAAUAUUUCAAUUUCCAUGAGAUGAUUGAUGAAUACUUGGUUGAGGAAGAGCUAAGUUGCAUAUAUUCCAGUCCAAUCUGGCUGAAGUUAGGUUUAGGUUUCUACAGCUUCCUCUACAAAGAACUUGUGAGAGACCAUACAACUGGAGAAUACUUCAAAAGUUACUGUUCUCACGGAAAACUGUGGGCGAAGAAAAUAGCAGAGAAGUAUCAGUCUGAAUUAACGGUGCUACGUAAUUUUUCUUUUGCUGACACGUGUCCAGAUGUCAUUCAGAAAAAUGUGAAUGAACUGUUGAUAAAAGUCCACAUCUUAGACCCCACUAUGGUUAACACUGUCUACAACCUUCUACAUAAAGUGAUUCCAAACAUAACGACGGAAAUAUACAAGACACGAUAUCUGGGCGAUGUGAUGGAUUGGUCAAUGAUCCGCCAAGAAGUGGAGUCAGCAAUUUUGAAAUCCUCCCUUCCAAGCAAUGUAUCCAGACUCUCACUCGAUAAGUUGGAACAUUUUCACGGCAUUCAAGUCUGUGAAUUCAUAACAAAUGAGGCCAAAGAGUAUGGUCUGUGGACUGGAAGGCAUCCAAAAAAUCUCACAACAUCUGAACUGAAAGAUAGAUGCAGCAUUUCUUGA
Molecule: messenger RNA, 930 nt
Organism: Helobdella robusta
Lineage: Eukaryota; Metazoa; Annelida; Clitellata; Rhynchobdellida; Glossiphoniidae
Exons: 4
Coding region: 1-930 (309 amino acids)
Source: RefSeq, a predicted model, not a curated record